UGAAUUUAUUGCAUCUGUAGCAUUUUACCUUGAGCACGGCUUCUUUCAAUGCUUUUAUUUUGCAAUUAUAGGUUUAUUUUCUUCCUUUCCUCUCUCUUGAGCUUUUUAAGGUGUUUUCUGUCACUCAGCUGGAGACUUUAAAUUUCCUAUGUAUAUUAAUUAUCAAAUUAUUUCAUAUAUGAGUCAUUCAGCUCAGCCCUUUUUGGCUCCUUCUUGCAACUCUUACUUGUGGAUUUAUUGGGCAGUUCAGCGCCUACUUUCAUGGGCAGACUCAACUGGCAAGAUUUUAACUGGAGGGUGAGAGAUGUCCUGGCCACGGGGCCCUGUUGCUCACAGUCCCUGGAUCAGAGGAUGGUGCCGGACGGGCAGGUGCUGAGGAUGCACCCACCGCCCUCGGGUUAGCACCGAAGGUUCUCGUGUCAGACAUCAGGCUUCCUUCCUGGGUUCUUUCUGGCUGCGCUAGUCCAGAAGACCAGCAAACCCGAGAUGGUCCGAGGUGGACGAUGGAGCCUGAAUGGAGAGCCUGGGGCAUGAGCCAGGGUCUGGGAUACCCUGGGACAGAGUUAGAUGCCCCUGCAGACGUGGAUGAGCGGCUGAAGACUAAGGGAGCAGGUCACGUGUGGUGACAGACAGGAGAGGCUGCUGUGCCAUCCAGGGGCUGUGGAAGGAGCCCCCGUGGAGAGGCACUCUUUGGGCCACGUGGCUGCUGCAGACGACCCGGAGUCAGCAUCGGCACAAACAUGGGUGCCUCGAAGGAGAGCAGUGCCAGCCUGGUGUCUCCGGGCCCAGCUGCCACUGGCACAGGCCUCCGAAGGGGCAGGAGCAGGAGCAGAAAGCUCACAUCAGGGCUCAUGCUGUGCCUGUGAAGACGUCGGGCACGUCCGUUAGUAUGUGUGGUGCGUGGUCGCCUGUGUAGAUGUCUGUUAGUAAGUGUGGUGCACAGUCACACCUUCCCACACAGUGCAGGUGACUUACUGAGGGCUCUGGAUGGCAAAUGACAAGGACCCAAUUCAAACUAGCAUAAGCAAAAAGGAAGCUCUGUGGGCCUGGCAACCUGGGGAUCAAAACAGUGGUUCAGGCAUGGCUGGAUCCAGCCAUUGACCAUGAGUUUGAGGUGACUCACCUUCAUCUCUCAGCUCUGUUUAGCUGCACCGGCAGACAGCCUGUUUCCAGGGGGAGCCAGGUGGCUACUGGCCAUCUUGAGCUAGUGCCGUGCUUACCGUCCCAGACAGUGGGUUUAUUUCACAGGAACCCUGGCAAGACCCCAGGAGGACUCAGUAUGGCUGGGUCUGGGUCACAUGCCCAGCCCUGAGCCAAUUACCCUGCCUAGGGGGUGGGGCUAUUCUAAUUGGUCAUCCUCAUCACAUCACCCAGGAAGAAGGGGAAGGAGGGGCUGUUUCUCUUGCCCAGGAGGACUGGGCGUGACUACUUUGACCUGAAGAGUUAUUCUCAAAAAGGAAAGGAAUGCUGGGUAGACCAAAUAUAUGCCCAUUGCAGAAGGCCAGCAGGGGCCCCUGGCCUUCGCUUUGCUAAAAGUGGCAGGUGCACAGCUGUCCGGACCCUGGAGCUCAGUGUGAGGGGUGUAAAGGUGUAGAAGGUGCCGUCUGCGCAGCAGUGUGGCAGCGUUCUGCCGUUCUCAGCUGAACGGAAGACAAACCCUCAGGCCUCUUCACACCUUCGUGACUGGUCCCCCCUGGACCUUCGUGCAGAGCUGGCCUUUCCAUGAAGCAAACUCUGGGCACACGUGGAAACCAGCCUUUCGCUGCCAUGCCUGCCCCAGGGACUGACCAGGGUCAGCUCCAGUCACUGACGUAGUUUAUCACGUCUCUUUGGCCUCUGGUCUCUGGAUCCACACCUCUGGCUCUGACAUCUGCAUCGAGCCCCUGUCCCUGCUGGGUUCAAGUCUCUUUUCCAGAAGCUUCACUUGGCUCGAGGCUCUGCUUGAUUUGGUGUCAUUUGAGUUUCUGAGCUUGGUCCUCCCGACCUGUGGUCCUGCCAGGGGAAGAGCAGCGUGGCCUGGCUGGACCCCGGCAAAGGAAGCUUCUCUUCUGCAUUUCUUCUAAACAUGGAGCGCAUGAGCAGGACAAAGACCAGCUGAUUCCUGCAGGCCUGGGUGCGUGGUGCGUGGGUCUCCCACAGGCCUGGGUGUGUGUGUGGCGUGUGGUCCUGCACACUCAGAGAUGGCUUCCAGCACAUUCCACCCUUUCUUUCUUUCUUUUCUUUUUUUUUUUUUUUUGAGUCGGAGUCUCGCUCUGUCACCCAGGCUGGAGUGCAGUGGCGCGAUCUUGGCUCACUGCAAGCUCAGCCUUCCGGGUUCAAGUGAUUCUCCUGCCUCAGCCUCCCGAGUAGUUGGGACGACAGGUGCCAUGACCAUGUCUGGCUAAGCCUCAGCCUCCCCAAGUGCUAGGGUUAGAGGCGUGAGCCACCAUGAAUUUUAUUUUUUAAAUUUUAAGGCGAGGUCUCACUCUGUCACCUAGACUGGAGUACGGUGGCUAGAUCAUGGCUCACAGCAGCCUCAAACUCCUAGACUCAAGCCACCCUCCCACCUCAGCCUCCUGAAUGGCUGGGGCUACAGACAUUUGCCACCACACCUGGCUAAUUUUUGUAUUUUCAGUAGAGAUGGGUUUUUACUAUGUUGGCCAGGCUGGUCUCGAACUCCUGACCUCAGGUGAUCCACCCGCCUUGGCCUCUGGAGUAGCUGGGGUUACAGGAGUGAGCCACCGUGCCCAGCCUCCUUCCACCCUGUCAUAUAACCAGCAGCGCAUAUCAGCACUUCUCAACAUCUUUACUGCAAGACCUUUUCUUCAAAUGAAAUCUUACCUGGAAGCCUGACAGAUGAAGAGGAAAAAGCUGAGUUGCUCUGCGUUGGGCUGUAAUAACCCCCUUGUCCCCAGCCCUCUGCUUCUGCCUGCAUGGUCCUGAAGAGGGGCUCCACACCCCUGGCUCCUUGGAACCCAGUUUGUUUGGCUGUAAUAACCCCCUUGUUCCCAGCCCCCUGCUUCGCCUGCACAGUUCUGAAGAGGGGCUCCACACCCCGGCUCUUUGGAACCCAGUUUGAGAGCCUCUUGGCGAUUAUAUCCAUCUGUCUGUCUCUUUCGUGGUAGCACCUGCUGCUGCUCCCCAUGGGGAAAGGUUGCUGAUGGUGUUUAUUUUUUUUUAAGCAUCAAAACAUUUUCUUUUUUCUAUCAGUAGCUUGUUUGCACUAUGAAAAGGUCAACAGAGAGAUCCUUGUCAUCUUCCUUCUCCCUGCAGGAGGGUGUCAGGGUGUAAGUGCUCCCUCGCUGUGGAGGGGUUCAUUUCAUUCAUUUCAUUACCCUUGCCCUCCUCGAGGUACCUCCGGGAUGCUGUUCCGUUUACACAUCCGUCAAGUUCUCUGUGCUUCAAUUUGCCUUCCUCCUGAAGAGCCACACCCAAAAGGGGCCCCACUCCAGGCAGCUGGGGCUUCAGGAAGCGAUGAGAUGCUGACGCAGGCCCCAUGCACCACCACCGCUGCCUGUAAGGACUGUUUUGGAUACAGAAAAUGUGCCCUUUCUAACCCAAAAAAUGCUUGAAAUGUGUAAAAGUGGCCAGACUAACAGUCCCAAAGAGGGCUGCCCUCUAAGAGGAAGCGUCCCAAGUCUGUUCCGUUUUAGAGACUACGUGACUGGGGGACAUGGUGGGGCCUUACCAGACAUCCACGAGGAGAAUCCAGGCCUUGGUUUGGCUCCAGCUGGGCCUGCCUGGUGGCUGCCACUUAUUGACUUAAGUCCCAGUGAUUCAGCUCCUCAUCUGGAACACCUCGGGUCACCCCCGACAACGGUGGUGGGAGGGAGAGCGGCCUCCUCCUCCCUUGCGGGGCCUGUCUGGGUGAAGCCCCUCCGUUCCUGAUGUGACUCACCACCCCCAGCCGGGUGCUCCAAGCCAUGGCCGACACCAUCUUCGGCAGCGGGAAUGAUCAGUGGGUUUGCCCCAAUGACCGGCAGCUUGCCCUUCGAGCCAAGCUGCAGACGGGCUGGUCUGUGCACACCUACCAGACGGAGAAGCAGAGGAGGAAGCAGCACCUCAGCCCGGCGGAGCUGGAGGCCAUCCUGCAGGUCAUCCAGAGGGCCGAGCGGCUCGACGUCCUGGAGCAGCAGAGAAUCGGGCGGCUGGUGGAGCGGCUAGAGACCAUGAGGCGGAAUGUGAUGGGGAAUGGCCUGUCCCAGUGUCUGCUGUGCGGGGAGGUGCUGGGCUUCCUGGGCAGCUCCUCGGUGUUCUGCAAAGACUGCAGGAAGAAAGUCUGCACCAAAUGUGGGAUCGAGGCCUCCCCUGGCCAGAAGCGGCCCCUGUGGCUGUGUAAGAUCUGCAGUGAGCAAAGAGAGGUCUGGAAGAGGUCGGGGGCCUGGUUCUACAAAGGGCUCCCCAAGUAUAUCUUGCCCCUGAAGACCCCUGGCCGAGCUGAUGACCCCCACUUCCGACCUUUGCCCAUGGAACCGGCAGAGCGAGAGCCCAGAAGCUCCGAGACCAGCCGCAUCUACACGUGGGCCCGAGGAAGAGUGGUUUCCAGUGACAGUGACAGUGACUCGGAUCUUAGCUCCUCCAGCCUAGAGGACAGACUCCCAACCACUGGGGUCAGGGACCGGAAAGGCGACAAACCCUGGAAGGAGUCAGGUGGCAGCAUGGAGGCCCCCAGGAUGGGGUUCACCCACCCGCCGGGCCACCUCUCUGGGUGCCAGAGCAGCCUGGCCAGUGAGACGGGGACAGGCUCUGCCGACCCGCCGGGGGGACCCAGCCCCGGGCCGACCCGAAGGGCCCCGGUAAAAGACACACCUGGACGAGCCCCUGCUGCUGAUGCAGCUCCAGCAGGCCCCUCCAGCUGCCUGGGCUGAGGUGUCUGGUGCCUGGAACAGACUUCCCUGUGGAGGAUUCCUGCCAGACCCUGCCCGGCUCCUCCCUGACCGGUCCUUGUGCCCUCACCAGACACCCUGUUGGCCAUGACUGAACAAACCAGUGUUGGGAGCUGUCUGCCUCCCCAACUCAGUGCCUUUCUGCGCCCCUUCUCUCCUGGGGAGCUGUCUGCAUCCGCCACCCCUCCAACCACUGCCCUCGGCCCCCGACCUUAUUUAUUACCCUCCCCUCCCACACCCCCAAUCUACCUGGUGAUGAUUUUAAGUUUGUGUGUGUCUUGGGUUGGGCUGGGGCGUUUCCCACAUGCAGUGUCAGAGGGGCCGCCCGGUGGGGCUAUCUCCGUUGCUAUAUUAAUGGCAAGACUAAAUGAAACCUAGGGCACGGCCUCCGAAGCUGCGUGUGGCCCCUUAGAGGUGAGCAUCAGAGCCAGAGCAGUGAGGGGGAGAUUUACCCACCCUCUCCCUCUCCCUUCAGCUCUGGGAGGCAGGAGCAGUGCCCCCCCUCCCUUGGGCUUGCCCAGGACUGCGGGUGAAACCUGGGUCUGUUUAGUUUCUUUGGUUUUUGUAUGUUUGUUUGUUUUUGAGACAGUCUCGCUCUGUUGCCCAGGCUGCGGUGCAGUGGCACAAUCACGGCUCACUGCAACCUCCACCUCCCGGGCUCAAGCGAUUCUCUCACCUCAGCCUCCUGAGUAGGUGGGACUACAGGUGCCUGCCACCACACCCAGUUAAUCUUUGUAUUUUUAGAAGAGAUGGGGUUUCUCCACGUUGGCCAGGCUGGUCUUGAACUCUUGGUCUCAAGUGAUCCGCCCGCCUCGGCCUCCCAAAGUGCUGGGAUGACAGGUGUGAGUCACCGCACCCAGUCCUAUUAGGUUUCUUUGAAUCCCCUCAUGGCCUGCCUGGUUUUUGCUCAGCCUGUCUUCAGCUUGAGGAGCUGGGAAGCUCUGGUGGAUGCUAUGAACUCACUUGCUGAAGAGCAGCCUUUAGGUGCAUCCCCAGCCAGGGCACGUGGCUCCCUCAGCCGUGAAUUCACUUCUCUUCAGGAGGUUUGGCUUGGCAUGAAAAUACUUCAUUCAGAGUAUGGGCAAAUGCUUCUGGAAAACCCUUCCCUGAAGAGAGAGAAUAUGUGUGUGUGUCGGUGUUCACACCCUCCCAUCCUUCCUGCCUCCUGCCCCAAACCCCGGGUUCCUGGGUCUGGAAGGGCCUUCUCUCCAAGCUGGGAGCUCCUGGGCCCCCACCAUUCACUUUUUGUCCUUGCUGCUGGCAAACAGUGAAGAAACUCACUUUCCCUGUGGCACGUUAUGCUUCAGAAUUAAAACAAUGAAGAUUAAAAUUUGCACCGAGCCAGUGUGUUGAUCAAA
Messenger RNA from Gorilla gorilla gorilla (western lowland gorilla), 6223 nucleotides. RefSeq names its product rabphilin 3A like (without C2 domains) (gene RPH3AL). Gene Ontology annotation, biological process: intracellular protein transport; regulation of calcium ion-dependent exocytosis; exocytosis. Gene Ontology annotation, molecular function: small GTPase binding. Gene Ontology annotation, cellular component: synapse. The record is from RefSeq and is a predicted model, not a curated record. Bases 3903 to 4847 code for a protein of 314 amino acids. Lineage: Eukaryota; Metazoa; Chordata; Mammalia; Primates; Hominidae. The transcript has 9 exons.